AGCAUGAGGAGGGAGAACCAGAGCAGCGUAUCUGAGUUCUUCCUCCUGGGGCUCCCCAUCCUGCCAGAGCAGCAGGGCAUGUUCUUUGUCCUGUUCCUGGGCAUGUACCUGACCACGGUGCUGGGGAACCUGCUCAUCAUCUUACUUAUCAGUCUGGACUCUCGCCUCCACACACCCAUGUACUUCUUCCUCAGCCACUUGGCUGUCACUGACAUCUCCUUUUCAUCUGUCACUGUCCCAAAGAUAUUAAUGAGCUUCCAAACUCAGGAUAGAUCCAUCCCCUAUGCAGAAUGCAUAGCAUAGAUGUAUUUGUUCAUAUUUUUUACUGAUCUGGACAAUUUCCUUCUCACCUCAAUGGCAUAUGAUCGGUACAUGGCCAUAUGUCACCCCUUUCACUACCCCACUAUUAUGAAAGAGGAGCUGUGUAUGUUACUAGUAGCUGUAUCCUGGAUCCUCUCCUGUGUCAAUGCUCUGUCUCACACCCUCCUCGUGGCCCAGAUGUCCUUUUGUGCUGACAACACCAUCCCCUAUUUCUUCUGUGACCUUGGAGCCCUGCUCAAACUCUCCUGCUCAGACACCUCCCUCAAUGAGCCGGUCAUUUUCACAGCAGGAGUGGCAGUCAUUACUCUCCCACUAAUAGGUAUCUUGAUCUCUUAUGGCUGCAUUGGGGUCACCAUCCUAAAGGUUCCAUCUACCAAAGGGAUCUGCAAAGCCUUGUCCACAUGUGGCUCCCACCUCUCUGUGGUAUCUUUGUAUUAUGGGACAAUUAUUGGGCUCUAUUUUUUCCCCUCAUCCAGAAUCUCCAAUGACAAGGAUGUAAUUGCCUCUGUGAUGUACACAGUGGUCACUCCAUUGCUGAACCCUUUCAUUUAUAGCCUGAGGAACAGGGACAUGAAGGGGGCCCUGGAGAAACUCUUCACUAGGGCAAUAGUCUUGUCUCAAUGA
Molecule: messenger RNA, 945 nt
Organism: Diceros bicornis minor
Lineage: Eukaryota; Metazoa; Chordata; Mammalia; Perissodactyla; Rhinocerotidae
Product: olfactory receptor 1J4-like
Exons: 1
Biological process (GO): G protein-coupled receptor signaling pathway
Cellular component (GO): membrane
Molecular function (GO): G protein-coupled receptor activity; olfactory receptor activity
Source: RefSeq, a predicted model, not a curated record